CAGCUUUCUUCUAAAUUUUCCUUAGCUUUCUGGUGUUGUUUUCAAGCUACCCAGCUAAUUCAAUGGAUCUUCGUCUCUUCUCUAUCCUUGGUUUUCUUUCACUCGCUUUGGUAGUGACCAGUGCAACUUUACCUUCGGAGGAUUACUGGCAAUCAAUGUUGCCAAACACCCAGAUGCCGAAAUCAAUCCGAGAUCUUUUACCAUCUGCUUCUGCAGAUCUAACAGAAGAAAAGAGCACUGCAGUUGGUGUAGGAAAGGGUGGUGUAAAUGUUAACACUGGAAAAGGCAAGUCUGGUGCCCCCACAUCAGUAAAUGUUGGACGUAAGGGUGUAGGUGUGAGCACUGGUAAGCCUGAUGGUGGAACCAAUGUGGGUGUUGGAAAAGGUGGAGUUUCUGUUAACACAGGCCCAAAGAAGAAGCCCGUGGUCGUCAGCGUGGAUCCUAAGAGCCCAUUCGUCUACAGGUACGCAGCCUCAGAGGAUCAGCUCCAAGAUAACCCAAAUGUGGCUCUCUUCUUCCAAGAGAAAGACUUACAAUCAGGCACCACCAUGAACUUACACUUCACCAAGACAACACCCGGUGCCGCCUUCUUGCCGAGCAAGGAAGCCGACGCCACACCCUUUUCCUCUACCAAGUUCUCCGAUGUCUUACAACGAUUUGCCGUCGUGCCUGGAUCAAAAGAAGCACAAGUGAUGAAGAACACAAUCCAAGAAUGUGAGGAGCCAGGGGUACAAGGGGAGGACAAGUAUUGUGCUACUUCAUUGGAGUCUAUGGUUGAUUUCAGCACUUCAAAGCUUGGGACUAAUGUUCAAGCCAUGUCGACAGAGAUGGACAGAGAGGAGACCAAGAAGCAGCAGUAUACCAUCACUGGUGUGCAAAAGAAGGCAAGUGACAAGGCUGUUGUAUGCCAUGCCCAACCUUAUGUGUAUGCUGUGUUCUAUUGCCAUGCAACACUCAGCACAAAGGCAUACAAGGUUUCAUUAGUUGGUGCUGAUGGAACUAAGGCCAACGCUAUUGCUGUUUGCCACACUGAUACCUCCAAGUGGAACCCCAAGCACUUGGCCUUCCAAGUACUUAAGAUUAAGCCAGGGACUACUCCAGUUUGUCACUUCCUUCCUGAGGAUCAUGUGGUGUGGGUCAAGAGUUAAGAGGAGAAUAUAUCAUAACAC
Molecule: messenger RNA, 1169 nt
Organism: Telopea speciosissima
Lineage: Eukaryota; Viridiplantae; Streptophyta; Magnoliopsida; Proteales; Proteaceae
Product: BURP domain protein RD22-like
Exons: 3
Coding region: 63-1148 (361 amino acids)
Source: RefSeq, a predicted model, not a curated record